Dioscorea cayenensis subsp. rotundata (Guinea yam) is the source of this 1279-nucleotide messenger RNA. RefSeq lists its product as uncharacterized. Lineage: Eukaryota; Viridiplantae; Streptophyta; Magnoliopsida; Dioscoreales; Dioscoreaceae. The record is from RefSeq and is a predicted model, not a curated record. Bases 17 to 1054 code for a protein of 345 amino acids. The transcript has 3 exons.
UUCACCUGUCAAAACUAUGAAUCCUUUGCCGAAUCAUUUAAAAUUUCUCCCACCCUCUAUUCCAAUUCCAGAGAGAUACACAUGGGUGGUCUUACAUAGGAGGUGGACUUUAAUUCCAAAAGUCCUCUCCAAUAAAUUCACCCCUAACGACCAAACUCUCACUGAUCCACCAUUGGAUGAUCCUAUGGAUGAGGAACUGGUGGACUGGGGGGACGAUGAGGAUGACCAGAAAUUUGUUGAAGAGAAGAAUUUUAUGGAUAAGGACAAUGUGAUUGAAGCACAGGAAGCUCAUUUUCAAGAUGACCCUUUUCUUGAAGAUGAAGUUCCUACCGAGUUUGUUUCAGGUACUUCUUCGACCCUAUCAGAAGAAGUGAUAGAAACAAAAAACCUUCUACUCGGUGGACUGAAGAAGCAGAAUUCAUCCCUCAUCCACCUAUAUCUGUCAAGAAAAAAAAUCAUUCCAGAAGAUCCGAGAGAAGCAGGUGGACAGGAAAACCUUCGUAUCUUCAAGCGGAUUCUCUAUCUUUCUGAAGGUGCUUCUGGUCUUACAAUCAACUUCUCUAAGAGUUGUCUUUACUCCACUAAUUAUGGCUUUCAGCCAAAUGCAUCUUCUGCAGUAAUUCUCAACUGCAGAAGAGACUGUUUGCCAUUCACUUAUCUUGGGGUUCCAAUCUCCGGAAGGCGCCAAAGGAAACAGGAUUGGUUGAAACUUAUUUUAAUGGUUCUCUCUAAACUCAUGUCUUUGAAGGCCAACUAUCUCUACCUUGGAGGUCAUCUUACCCUUAUGAAUUGGGUUCUUUCCUCCGUUCCAUCCUAUUGGAUGUCUGUUUUCAAACUCCCAGUUUGGGUGAUCAAAGAGAUAAAUAAGAUUCGUAGAGAUUUUCUUUGGAAAGGCCCAGAUUUGGGUGCAAAAGGCAUUAGUCUUGUUGAUUUGAAAAGAAUUUGUAAACCCCGAGAGUUGGGAGGGUGGCGAAUCCUGAACCUUUUUGAAUUUAACAAACCCCUCUUAGGUAAAUGGUGGUGGAAAAUCUUCACAGGUCGCAAAGGUUGCUAGGCCAAAAUAAUUCAAGCCAACUACCUAACUGAAGGGUGUUUAGGAUCUUUACUACACUCUUCAGCUCGGUCUUCUUCUUCUUUCUUUUGGGCUAGUAUUCGUACAAUCCUACAUGCCUUUCUUUUUUGUACUUCCAUAAAGGUGAAAAACAAAGACUCUACACUAUUGUGGUUUGACAACUCGGUUGGUGGUAGAGCUCCAAAGGACAUUUGGGCCAACCUCUUU